AGAAAAUAAAAUAAUUAGAAGUCCAACAUUAUAUUAUGGCUUCAUUAACCAGUACUAAACCAGUUGGAAAGGGAAUGGAAAAUGGUUGUGAGCCAACGCCUAUGGAAAAGCAUGUCAUGUUCUUUGAUACCAACAAUGACGGCGUCAUUUAUCCGUGGGAAACUUAUCGAGGUUUUCGAAGAAUUGGAAGUGGAUUUCUCCUCUCAAUCGGUAUUACCAUUUUCAUUCAUGUUAUACUCAGUUCCAGAACUAGACCAGGAAAAUGGCCUUCUCCACUCUUCCCCAUUGUGGUUAAAAACAUUAAACAUGGCAAGCACGGUAGUGAUACUGGUGCAUAUGAUAGCGAGGGAAAGUUUGUUCCAUCAAAAUUUGAAGAAAUUUUCAAAAAACAUGCACGAAUUAAUCCCAACGCCUUAACGAGUGCUGAAGUGGACGAAUUACUUCGAGAUAACAGAGAACCUAAGGACUAUCUUGGAUGGAUUGGUGCGAUAUCUGAGUGGAAGGUUUUGUAUCUACUUGCCAAAGACGAUAAAGGAAUGCUCCCCAAAGAUAGAGUAAGAGGUGUUUAUGAUGGAAGCCUAUUUGAACAAAUGGCGAAGGACCACGCUUCAAAGCAAAAAGCGUAA
This is a messenger RNA of Ipomoea triloba (trilobed morning glory), 626 nucleotides long. RefSeq names its product probable peroxygenase 5. The transcript is spliced from 6 exons. The coding region runs from base 36 to 626 and encodes 196 amino acids. Gene Ontology annotation, molecular function: calcium ion binding; monooxygenase activity. Lineage: Eukaryota; Viridiplantae; Streptophyta; Magnoliopsida; Solanales; Convolvulaceae. The record is from RefSeq and is a predicted model, not a curated record.